AUGAUGUUCCAGGGCAUUUUUGCCCAAAAUUUUAUUUCUUUUCCCUCUUCUCUGGUUCAACGACGAUUGCCCUCUGCUCUAGUUCUUCGCAAGCGCGGAUCUCUCUCUCUCCCUCUAUGCUCGCUCUAUACUCGGCUUAGGCCUCAACAGCACAUCACUGAUCAUCCAACUCAAUCGAACUAUCGAGCAUCGAUUAUCGAAAUUGAAGUACUCAAAAUUCAGAUCCAUUCAUCUCUUCGAAUCAAUUUUUCUGAAGACUCAAAUAUUAGAUCUUCGAGACUUCGACUCAUAGGCCACAACAGAUCUUCAUCCUUCUCUCUCAUCUCAGGGGUGAGGUCUUCAGUUCUUGGUGAGUUGGUUGGUUUGGUUUUGGUGAAGUUCUGCUUCCAUAUUCAUCAGAGAAUAUCUUCUGAUCAAUCUGGGUUCUUAUAG
Ilex paraguariensis (yerba mate) is the source of this 432-nucleotide messenger RNA. The record is from the annotation of a GenBank genome assembly. NCBI's taxonomy places the organism in Eukaryota, Viridiplantae, Streptophyta, Magnoliopsida, Aquifoliales, Aquifoliaceae.